Messenger RNA from Meira miltonrushii, 2736 nucleotides. RefSeq lists its product as uncharacterized. The record is from RefSeq and is a predicted model, not a curated record. The coding region runs from base 1 to 2736 and encodes 911 amino acids. Gene Ontology annotation, molecular function: mismatched DNA binding; ATP-dependent DNA damage sensor activity; ATP binding. Gene Ontology annotation, cellular component: nucleus. Gene Ontology annotation, biological process: mismatch repair. The transcript has 2 exons. Lineage: Eukaryota; Fungi; Basidiomycota; Exobasidiomycetes; Exobasidiales; Brachybasidiaceae.
AUGGCCAAAUUUCCAUCGUGCAUCCUGUUGACACGAGUGGGAGGAUUUUAUGAGUCAUACUUUGAUCAAGCACCUAUUCUUGCAAGUUUGGUCAAUAUCAAAUUGGCAACGAGAACAUGGGGUGGCAGAACUGUUCCUAUGGCCGGCUUCCCGAUCGUACAAUUGGAAAAAUAUUUGAAAAUGUUGGUGAUCGAUCAUAGAAAGUUGAUUGCAAUUUGUGAUGAAUUCAAAGAGAUUACCUCUUCCAUAACCGUGACACACGAUAAAAUCGUCAUCAAGAGAAGGGUGACACGUGUAGUCAGUCCAGGCACAUUGAUCGACGAAACUUUUUUGGAUCCAUUGAGUAGCAAUUGGAUCGUCAGCGUUGCAAAGGGCAAGCAUGCAAAUCAAUUUGGUUUGGCUUGGUUGGAUGUCAGUACGGCGGAUUUUGGAACAACAAUUUGUCAUGAUGAGCAAAGCAUGCGAGACGAACUGGCACGUCUGAAUCCGAUUGAAAUUGUUCUUCAGCCAAAUGUCUUUACACACAAUAACCAGAACGGCGAUAGGGAUUCAUCUGAUCCUUCAGAUUUUGUGAUCAAAGAUGGCCCGCUUUGGGAAGCCUUGGAUCCAGCAAAGGUGUACAUCUCGUUUACCUCCUUAGAGCAACAACUUGAGGAGAACUCAGAAAUGCUGAAGGAUGGAGACGAGACAGAGAAUCUUGCUGUACAGAUUCUUACUGCACACUUACGGACACGACUGUUGGACUUCUCAAUGGACAAUGUAGAAGAUUGGACCGGAUUGCCAGAAGCUGCAGGAGUGAACCGGCGCAGACGUGAUGAUGUGAUGACAAUUGAUGCAAGUACACUAUCAGCUUUGGAAAUCAGUACAACACAAAGACGCGAUGAAGUUGCUUUGAAUGCAUUCUCACAAUUGAGCACAAAAGGCAGUUUAUUAUCUCAUAUACGGAGAACGGUCACGAAAGGAGGCGCUAGAUUAUUGGCACAAUGGCUCACUUCUCCAAGCAAGUCCUUACCACUUAUUCAUCGAAGACAGGCUUUGGUCGGGCUCUUUCAUCAACAUGGCUUUAUGUCGCACGAUCUUCGCUGGACGUUGAAAAAGCGAGCAGGCGAUAUUCAUCGUGCGCUACAGCGUAUCUUGACAUCACGUAACGAUGAACAGGACCUGUUGGAAGUUCGUGAUUUCGCAAGAUUAAGUGCCGAUCUUGUACAGCAGAUCAAGACGGAGAUCAAUAUGUCAUCCCCCAUUUCCGAACAAGAAAAAGAAGGAUGGACAAAAUUGCAAGAUGUUGUCAACGCAUUUGAGGAUGUUACCCUUUUAGGUCAGAGACUAGGUGAUGCAAUAGACGAGAACGUGAUUGAGAAACGUCUUCGAGCUCAAGAAGAUCGAGCAAGGGAAAUGGAGGAAAAUCUAGCACAAGAAGAUGUUUCACGUCCGACUGGAAAUGUAUCUCUACAAAAGGUUCCCAGACGAAAACGGGCAACGGCUCCUACCCAGCAAGAUGAUGAUCACGAGCAAAGUCGACGAUGGGGUCCACCGUUUGAGCAUCUGAUCCGUCCUAAUUCAUCGGAGCAACUAAGUGUGCUCACCAAAGAGCAUCUCAUGCUUCGUCGUAAAGCUGCCAUCUUACAAAACGAGUUACGCGAAAAGUAUGGCGAGAAGAUUUCGCUACGUUUCUUGUUAGGUCAAGGGUACGUUGUUCAUGUGAGUGAUGUUCGAGAGGCAAGCAAGUUAGCACAAAUGGAAGAAGAGAUGACAUUGGCAUACAAGAGCAAAUCUACACGUACAUAUUAUCAUUCACAGUUCACACGCAUUGGCGGUCGUUUAACACGAAUCGAACAAGAAUUGCAAGAGAAAGAAGCGGUGGAGCUGCAGCGACUACGAUUGGAAGUGUUGACCGAUAUGCCGAGGAUUCGAAAGAAUGCAGCACUAAUGCAUGAGCUGGACGUUUUGGCAGGAUUUGCAACAUUGGCACAAGAGUUGAACCUUGUACGACCUGUUGUACAUGAUGGUGACGAGCUCAAGAUCGAAGGCGGUAGACACUUAGGUGUUGAGCAAUCUUUACUGCAGCCAAAAGGCAACGAUCAAUCUACAGGCACAUCAAGACCCUUUACGCCAAAUGAUAUUUAUAUGAACGCACAAAGUCGACUCCAUCUAAUCACAGGACCCAACAUGGGAGGAAAGAGUACACUUUUACGUAUGGUUGCCAUUAUUGCCAUCUUGGCACAAGUAGGAAGCUUUGUACCUGCAAAGAAUUGUUCGAUCGGCGUGAUUGAUCAAAUUUUUUCAAGAAUUGGUGCUCAUGAUGCAAUUCAUGCUGAUCGAUCUACUUUUAUGGUGGAAAUGUUGGAAGUGGCUCAAUUCUUGAGACGAAGCACCAAACGUAGCCUAAUCGUCUGUGAUGAGCUUGGACGUGGAACAUCAUACACUGCCGGAACAGCUUUGGCUUAUGCAACAGCUCAUCAAUUGGUUGCCGAUAUCCAAUGCAAGUGCUUGUUUGCAACGCAUUUGCAUGGAAUUGCCGAUUUGCUUGAAGGAGAAAAAGGCGUAGAUUAUUUUUGCACAGAUUUGGAAAAGACUGAAGAUGGCAAUGUGCAAUUCUCACAUCGUAUUCGACCUGGACUCAAUCGAGAAUCACAUGGAUUGGACAUUGCCAAAUUAGCGGGAAUGCCAGAAAAGGUACUGGAAAAGGCAAGUUCGACCUUGACACACUUGCAAGCUUUAGAGAAACACACAUAG